ACAGAAUCAUCAGAUUCUGGAUUCGGUGUCGGGAGCACGGAGCUGCACGGAGCGGCGUCGCGAUUCCGGAAUGUCAGCCGGUUCUUGAAGUACAAUUUCAGCGCGAAAUAACGCGAAAGAAAUCAUCAUGUUCACGGGCAUCACAACCGAGCGUUUCGCAGUACGGAAACGAUUUUUAUGAGGCGAUACAGCGAGCGAGUAGGUCUGUCGGAAAUUCGCACAGAAGAUUGUGCGCGCCUCCCCGGUCGUUUAGGUUAUCUCUGUUUUUUUUGGAAUUUCUUUCCUUUUAAAUGGAAGAAAUCGCGCCCGACUCGCCGAAAUCACAAUUAGGCGACAGCACAUGCGUUAACGAGCCGAACGUCGAUACGAUUUACAACGGCAAUGACACAGAACGUCAUGGGGAGUGCACGCCGCAACAGUCCGAAAGAUGCAUCAACAAUUCCAUUUUUAAUACCAUUUCCAAGAUUGUUAAUCCCACUACAAAGGUGCCAGAUAUACAGGAUUUUAAGAUAGUAAAACCUAUAAGUAGAGGGGCAUUUGGUAAAGUAUUUUUAGGGUACAAGAAAACCAAUUCCGAGCAAGUAUAUGCAAUCAAAGUAAUGAAGAAAAAUGAGAUGAUAAAUAAGAACAUGGCUUCACAAGUGGUAAUUGAACGCAAUGCAUUAGCUCUGACUCGUAGUCCAUAUUGCGUGCAACUCUUUUAUUCGCUGCAGUCUAUUAGCAGCGUAUAUCUAGUCAUGGAGUACAUGGUGGGCGGCGAUCUCAAGAGUUUGCUUGGUGUUUGCGGUUUUAUGGAGGAGUCCAUGGCGGCAUUUUACACGGCAGAAGUCUGCCUGGCGCUCGAGUAUCUUCAUUCGCACGGUAUUGUGCACAGAGAUCUCAAACCGGACAACAUGCUCCUCUCGCGUGAAGGACAUGUCAAGCUUACGGACUUUGGACUCAGUAAAAUAUCAUCCUUGCACAGAGAUCUUGAAAUAUCAGAUCUGGUGAAUCCUAUGACUCCCAGUCUAUGCACCAGGACACCUGGCCAGCUGCUCUCACUGACGUCUCACCUGUCUUUUGGUUCUGGUCAGAAAUCAACCAACGAAUUGAAUCUCAGUGAUAGGAGUACGCCAGCCAUGAACUUACUCUCCGCGCUGCAAAGAAAUUGUAAUUUUAAAUCCUCAGAGCACAUGUCGCCGAACUCUGUUAUAUCUUCUGUCGCAUCUGGAGAUUAUUCUCGAAUAUCUGGCGUCACACCUUUUCAAUCGGCGGAAGAUCUACGUUUCGAGCAAAGUAACGAGGAACAAAGUACAGAAGAGGACGAAGUCACCAUUGAAAAGCGCGAAAAUGAUCUGGUAGAUAGCUCUAGCAGCUACCAUACCUGCGAGGCAUCCUCUAUGCAAACAAAUAAUCAUACUGAUCAAAAUGUAGAGGAAGACGAGGAAGAGAAAGACGAAUCUACGCUCGAGGCCGAACAAUCGGAACAUCGGUCUCUUGUACAUACUAGUCCAGUAAGCACUUGUACAAAUUCAUUUGUGAUUCGAGGAUCAAAAAAAAGAAAACGGCCUGGCGCGGAUGCAACGACGGGUUUAACAUGCGAGAUUGACGCGAUAGAUCUGGACGUCGAAAAGACACCCAAGAGAAGCAAUCGUGAUUCUAUAUUUCCUUAUACAAGUCCAACGAUUAACAAUGCCUCUACAAAAGCAGCGGAUAUUGUCGCUGGUUUAGCAGAAAACGAUGGAAGCAGAACACCGAAUCAAGACAUCGAUCAGAAUGCUGGAUCUACGGGGAGAGUAGCUUUUAGCACGCCAGUAUCCUCCGCUAGGCAAAGAGAUCGCAAUGAGAAACAGCAGAAAUGCCAAGAAGACGAUGAUGCGAGGACUUUAAUCAAGACGAGAUUUCGUCUUCCACCAUCGUCCGUUUCACAUUCCGCCCACGAUCCGCACACGGAUUCGGACAAUACGUCCGAGGGCCAUCGAUCACCUCAAGGUAUUUCACCCAUCAAGACACCCGCGACUUCGGGUAAUUGUUACACACCCUAUAGAACACCCAAAUCCGUGAGAAGGGGCGGUCAGGGUGGCGUUAAUAGAUCAGACGAUCGCAUACUCGGCACGCCCGAUUACCUCGCCCCAGAAUUGUUGCUUAAACAGGGUCACGGACCGGCCGUUGACUGGUGGGCACUAGGCGUCUGUUUAUAUGAGUUCUGCACAGGCUUGCCGCCGUUCAACGACGAAACGCCGCAGGCAGUGUUCACGAACAUUCUUGCGCGCGACGUUACAUGGCCCGAGGAUGAAGAGGCUUUGUCGUUAGCGGCGACCGAUGCCAUUGACAGGCUGCUCACCUUGGAUCAAGCUUCUCGUCCCACGGCGAGGGAAGUACGCACCAUGACUCUUUUCCGCGACUUCCCAUGGGAUGAGCCAUCGAAAGCAAUACCCCCAUUCAUCCCACAGCCGGAUGAUAAGUAUGAUACGUGCUAUUUUCAGACGCGGAAUACUAUGCAGCAAUUGAAUGUAAGUAAUUGCGAUACAUAAUCUUCGGCGUAUCGCAUGCAGACGUGGCAGAAACAGAAGUCUAUAAUGUCGAGAUCGUUACUAUAUAUAACUUUAUUUUUUAUAUACUUGUGUAUAUGUAUAGCAAUAUAAAAUCUAAAGUAUUUUGUUACUAGUAA
Messenger RNA from Solenopsis invicta (red fire ant), 2650 nucleotides. RefSeq names its product serine/threonine-protein kinase greatwall (gene gwl). Gene Ontology annotation, biological process: peptidyl-serine phosphorylation; intracellular signal transduction. NCBI's taxonomy places the organism in Eukaryota, Metazoa, Arthropoda, Insecta, Hymenoptera, Formicidae. The record is from RefSeq and is a predicted model, not a curated record. Gene Ontology annotation, molecular function: protein serine/threonine kinase activity; ATP binding. The coding region runs from base 291 to 2513 and encodes 740 amino acids. Gene Ontology annotation, cellular component: nucleus. The transcript is spliced from 3 exons.